Molecule: messenger RNA, 381 nt
Organism: Lathyrus oleraceus (garden pea)
Lineage: Eukaryota; Viridiplantae; Streptophyta; Magnoliopsida; Fabales; Fabaceae
Exons: 5
Coding region: 1-381 (126 amino acids)
Source: RefSeq, a predicted model, not a curated record
AUGACAACUAUUCACACUGUAAUUUCUAUAGGUGCUUCUAAUGGAUGGUAUCUUCUUCAAAUAGAUGUGAAAAACCAAUUGAGUACUUACAGUGAUACUAAUUGGGCAGGGUGUCCUGAUACUCCCCGAUCUGUCACUAGGGGACUUGGAUUUCCCCAAAUAGAGUCAACUUCACUUUAUGUUGACAAUACAAGUGUCAUUCAAAUUGUUGCAAAUCCUAUUUUUCAUGAACAUACCAAACAUAUGGAAGCUAAUUGUCAUUUAAUUUGUGAUGCUUACGAUGAACAACUUAUAUCACUUUCUCAUGAAGAGAAGAGACAGGACAAUUUCAGAAAGGAAAUGGAAGAAGAACAGAAAGAAGAGGAAAAUGAUAAGGAUUGA